UAGAGAAAUAUCCAUUUAUCAAAAGAAUUGGAAACUUACAAGCUCUUCCACCUCGGACCUCUCUGCCCAGGAAUGGAAUCACUUUUUGUGAGGCAUUUGAUUUGUGCAACACACCAUACCUUUCCAAGUAGAUGCCCAUUAAUCCCUACCCGUUCAAGAAGGAUCCACACUCAAAUUCGGCAUUUUCGCUUCCAUCUUUACUCGAAACAAUCUGAUUUCCUGGAUUUUCAGGGCUAUGCAAAGCCUUCACGUCUUUUGCCUGCCACCGAAGUGGACGUUUACACGGAUUCCAUACUGGAGAAGGUGGUUACAUCUUCCAAAUUGGGCGCUUCUGAGUCUUUGUUCAAAGUCAAGCUAUGCACAAGUAGCAUGUUUGGAUCAGGUCUGAGUGACUUAAACGCUGGAAUACUGCUUUGUUUGAUAGAUGAAAACGGAGACUCAAUCUUACACAGGAUAUCAGCCAGUUCUAUGAGAGAUCAUACUAUGCAAUUAGAGGAGGAGGUUGUUUCUGAUGUACUCCAUUUCCAAAGAGCUUCCGUUGAUGAGUUCACCUUUGAGGGACCUAAACUGGGAAAAAUUGAAGCUCUUUGGAUCAGUCUUGAAUCAGGUCAAUGGAGAUUUGGGGGUGCGAGCUUAACUGUUGUUAUUUGUGAGUUUCAACCUCCUACAGAAGCAAAUGACAGAAAAGAACUUCGGCAUAUUGCUUUACAGUACGACUUUGAAGACGAUGAUAUUUUGCUCGGCGAGGGAAGUGACAUUUCAAUGGUGGAACUUAGACCCAGCCUAGUUACUGAGUUUUCUGGAGAAAACUUCUCCUUGUUAAGCAAAAACCUCCUGCAAUCAUCCUCACCUGCCAGUUACGGUAUAUCAAAUGAAGAAAGCAUGAGGGAGUAUGAAAAUUUGAAGUCAUCCUUGUUAUUUUAUGAUGCUAUGCUUAUCCUUGCUGGUUCAUCAAUUGUAUCCUUCUCAGCUGGGGAAAAUGCUGCAUUUGCAUUCUUAACUGGUGGGGUCGUUGGCUUCUUAUAUCUAUUAUUGUUGCAAAGGUCUGUCGAUGGAUUACCGGCACCUACAUCAACUACAAUGAACAGAACGGUCAAUUUCAAUGAAAUUUUUGGAAGAUUAAAGAGUCCGCCAAGCCUAUUAUUGGCAUUAUUGUUUGCCGCUAUUGCAGUGAAAUAUGGGUCGGGAGAUGGUGCCAUUCUGUUGACGCCAAAAGAAUUCGUGUCUGGAAUGGCGGGGUUUCUUGCAUGUAAAGUGGCUGUGGUGUUGGCAGCACUCAAACCCAUGCCAUGGAGUCUUAAGGAGAACAAAUGAUAGGAUAUUCUUCCAUUUUUCUACUUCAAGAGAGACAGACAGCUGGAUUUGAUCGAGUACAGAAAAUACCCAAAGGAUGUGCUCAUCCAAGAAAACAUCCGUACUCAGUACAUGUCUCAUAUUUGUAAAUAACAAGUUUUAGCAUAAAAUAUUUCGUGCAAGUCCUAUACUUGUAAAUAAGAGGAAACGAUGACAAGUUUUAGUAUAAAGUAUUUCGUGACAAGUCUUGCUUGUAAAUAAUUUCGGAGGAAACGAUGACAAGUUUUAGCACAUAAGUACUCCGUGACAAGUCUUAGUAUAAAGUUUAGGAUAGAGUACAGAGAGAGGUUCAUGCAUAAUUUGAAUAUUCUUGUAUCUGUUGUGUAUA
Cornus florida is the source of this 1681-nucleotide messenger RNA. RefSeq lists its product as uncharacterized. The record is from RefSeq and is a predicted model, not a curated record. NCBI's taxonomy places the organism in Eukaryota, Viridiplantae, Streptophyta, Magnoliopsida, Cornales, Cornaceae. The coding region runs from base 73 to 1314 and encodes 413 amino acids. The transcript has 4 exons.